This is a messenger RNA of Phyllostomus hastatus (greater spear-nosed bat), 5042 nucleotides long. It is a transcript of the gene FIGNL1, whose product is annotated as fidgetin like 1. Gene Ontology annotation, molecular function: ATP hydrolysis activity; ATP binding; microtubule severing ATPase activity. Lineage: Eukaryota; Metazoa; Chordata; Mammalia; Chiroptera; Phyllostomidae. The record is from RefSeq and is a predicted model, not a curated record. The transcript is spliced from 3 exons. The coding region runs from base 683 to 2716 and encodes 677 amino acids.
CGGGAGCCAGAGGCGGGGAGGGGCCAGCUCGGCCCUCGCAGCCCUUCCCGGGGCGGCCGGCGGGGCUAGGGGCUGCCCGGACGGCGGGGGAGAAGGCCGGGGCCCUGAAACGUUUCUCGCCGCGGGCGUGCCCUCCACACCUGCGCGUUCGGAGGACUUGCCUUUUUUCGGGGAGGGGACGCCCCGUGUGGGCGUCUCGGGCCCCGGCGCCCGGCGUUGCUGACGGCGGCGGCGCCCCGUGCAGACCGACCCCCAGCCCGGCUGGGGACCCGAGGCCGCAGUCAGGGCGGAGGAGAGAGGCGGCGGGCCCUCGGAGCGGGGUGGGGGGCGCUGUUGCGGGGAGCGACCACGUUUCGUGCGGCCCUUGAAUGAGGGGGCGAGCUUUCCGAGCGCGAGCGCUGCGCGGGCUUAGCGGCUCCGCGGGCCGGCCGGCCGACGCAGCUGCGACCCCGGGACAGAGGUCAGGGGGCCGGCGGCGGAGUCCCGGCCGGCGGGGUCCGGGCGGGUGGGGCUCUGGCCGCGCUCUCCGGCCCCGCGGCCGGCCGGGAGACGGAGAGUAACGGAGCCCGCCCCUCCCUGCACAAGUCAUCUGUCCAGGUGAAACUGGAGACUGGGCCGCGAAGGUACGAGGCUUGCUGGAGAGCGUCCAUCGAGUUUCUCGUGGAGACCAGACAGCCCCAGGAUGCAGGCCCCCGGCGCUCGGGCCGCGCACCUGCGCGAGUGGCAGGAGAGCCACUUCACCGCCACGUCGGGCGCGUGCACGGCGGGUCAGAGGGCGGACGCCUACCGGGCGCAGAUCCUGCGCAUCCAGUACGCGCGGGCCAACUCCGAGAUCUCCCGGGCCUGCGCGUCCAGACUGUUCAGAAGGUACGCGGAGAGGUACUCUGCGGUCGUGGACUCCGACCACGCUGAGAGCGGCUUGAACAACUACGCGGAGAGCAUUUUGACUCUGGCAAGGCCUCGGCAGGCUGACAGCGACCAGUGGCAGUCCGGACUGUCAGCCACCAGUGUUUUCCAGAGGAGCAGCGUGCAGGAGAUGAUGCGGGCCGGCGCCGAGUCCCGAGACUCCCUGCUGGCGGCUGCUGGCGCCUCGGCGGUAGUCCAUACGGGGGCCCCGGUCCUCGGUCCUUCGAAAUCCGGCGUUCGAGGUGGUUCCGGCGAGGGCGGCCCAUUCCCGGGCCCCGCCCGAGGUGCAGACAGGACCCGAGAGAUCCCAGCGGGCGGCGUGUCGGGCCCUGGGAAUGCCCAUCCACCCGGGGUGACUGACACCCCGAAGGCGUGUCCCCCACUCUCAGCACCUCUUGGGGACUUAGGCCCUGCGACGUGGCACGCCCCCCCGUUAUCUGGCGGUGUGAGGAAGGAAAACGGCAGCUCUCCGAAAGCCAGCGUGGGACUGAGUGUGUUCUUACCCGGCCGGCCCAGCGGUCCUGCUGGCAGUGACGGUCCCCGCGAAAGGCUCGCUCUCUACGGCUGCAGCCCUGCCGACGCUCUUUCGGCCCCGCCCCCGAGCAAGGCUCUCAGCAAGACAGAAGACGGCUGCGGCGGCCAGGCAGAGGAGAGCGGCCUGCCGACCUUCAAAACCGCGAAGGAGCAGUUGUGGGCGGAGCAGCAGAGAAGGCACGCCCGUGCGUCGGGGUCGUCAGGGUCUUCCUACGGCGGCAUGAAGAAGUCCUUGGGCGCCAGCCGGUCCCGAGGGAUUUUCGGGAAGUUUGUCCCUCCCGUCCCCAAGCCAGAUGGGGGUGACCCGGGCGGGGGCGUGCAGUGCAGGCCCGAGGGAGCCGGGCCCGCAGGGCCCGCAGCCCCGGCCGACGAGCGCCUGAAGGGCCUGGAGCCGAAGAUGGUUGAGCUGAUCACGAGUGAGAUCAUGGACCACGGGCCCCCGGUGCACUGGGAGGACGUGGCAGGCGUCGAGUUCGCCAAGGCCACCAUCAAGGAGAUCGUGGUGUGGCCCAUGAUGCGGCCCGACAUCUUCACGGGGCUGCGCGGGCCGCCCAAGGGGAUCCUGCUCUUCGGGCCCCCCGGCACCGGGAAGACCCUGAUCGGCAAGUGCAUCGCCAGCCAGUCCGGGGCGACCUUCUUCAGCAUCUCCGCCUCCUCCCUGACCUCCAAGUGGGUGGGCGAGGGGGAGAAGAUGGUCCGGGCCCUGUUCGCGGUGGCCCGGUGCCAGCAGCCCGCCGUGAUAUUCAUCGACGAGAUCGACUCCCUGCUGUCCCAGCGCGGGGACGGCGAGCACGAGUCCUCCAGGCGGAUGAAGACCGAGUUCCUGGUCCAGCUGGACGGGGCAACCACGUCUCCCGAAGACCGGAUCCUCGUCGUGGGGGCCACCAACCGGCCUCAGGAGAUCGACGAGGCCGCCCGGCGGCGGCUGGUGAAGAGGCUCUACAUCCCCCUCCCGGACGCGGCCGCCCGGCGGCAGAUCGUGCUCAGCCUGAUGUCCCGGGAGCAGUGCCGCCUCCGCGAGGAGGAGCUGGCGCUGGUGGUGCAGCGCUCCGAGGGGUUCUCGGGUGCCGACGUGACGCAGCUGUGCAGGGAGGCCUCCCUCGGCCCCAUCCGCAGCCUCCGGGCCGCCGACAUCGCCACCAUCACGGCGGACCAGGUCCCCCCUAUAGCGUACGUGGACUUUGAGAACGCCUUUCGGACCGUGCGGCCCAGCGUGUCUCCCAAGGACCUGGAGCUCUACGAAAGCUGGGACAGGACUUUCGGCUGCGGGCAGUGAGCGGGCACUCGAGGGGAAAGGGGGCGUCUCCGUGGCGCGGUCUCUCCCGCUCGGCCCAGGAGCGGGCUUCACGUGUGGCGCUCGGAGGUGCGCCCCGAGUCUGGUGCCGCCACGCACGGCGGGCGCGGCAGCGCGGCUUUGCAGCCGAUCGGCCGCCUGGCGCGGGGGAAGUGCGGGUUCUCUUCCGGCAGUUGCCCACGGGUGUGCCUGUUCGCGCCGCACACUAAGGAGCUUCCUCGUUCUUUCUAACAGGUCUUCGGGGGGGGGGGUGGGUGACAGGCGCCUGGGGGGCUCACAGUGGAACCCCGCGUCUUACUCGUGUACGCGGUGGAGUGGCUCCCACGCAGCUCUCGCUGCCGGGUGGUGGCUUCCGCGUGGGGCGGCGCACUGCUGAGCGUGGACGGUCUCCCCAGAGCUGCCGUGCCUGGGCCUGUUUCCACUGGGGGCUCUAGCCUCGCCCUGUUUCCGGCCCUCGUGGGGACUGACGAAUGAAGCGUGUUCAGAAAGAGUGGGGUGCAGCCUGGUGCCCGAGGGGCACCGUGGGGCAGGGAGGUGAGGACGUUUGGCUGGGGGUCGGCGGUGGUUACCCUGUGCGGCAGCAGCCGGCAGCGGGGGCGCUGGCGUCUUUGGAGAGUGUAGGUGUGUGGGAGGGAGCCCUGGGAACGGUGCCUGCUGGUCGUGGGAACGCUGGGCGGUGGGGGGAGCGCUGGGAGGGAGAUGGGAGGUGAAAAUCCCCCUCGCCCAGAGAGUCGGUUCUUCCCGCAUGUGGCGCCCAGGACGGGCUGUCCCGCUCACCGUGGCAGCCAGGCCGUGUCCUCAGACCGUGGUCGCUGUUCCCGCGUGAGCACACGCGACAGCACCUCCCCACACGGCCGCCGGCCCCGGCGUGUGCGCGGGUGGGCCGGGUCAGCCUUCCCAUGGGGCGGGUGGGGCGGGACGCCGGCUCGCUCUCCUUGUGCUCCGUGCAGACAGCAGCACCCCGGGGUGCCUGGGCCUGCCGCCGCCUUCCCAGCCGCGCGGCCUUCCUGUGCCGUUAGCGUGGAGCCGGACUGAGCACCAGGAGCCACUGAAACCCUGGGGAAGGGGGGGACUUGCCGCCCGUGGCUCUCCGUGUCGGUGCGGACUCGGAGGCAGGCGCUGGCCGCAGCAGGGCGUGUGCUGAGUCCGGCGUUGCUAGGAGGCAACUCGAUCCUGUCCACUGGAACCUGUCCCCUGCCGGGGGUCGGUGCCACCCAGGUAAGGUCGCCGAGACAUUUGAUACACGAAAGAGCACGAAACCCAAACAUCCGGUGACAGAGGUUGUCGAGUCUGUUUGUGGGGUCUCACGCGGCGGUCCCUCACGACCCAGUGCACGCCCACCAGCGGGCAGCGAGCCCCGGCCCUGCGCAGCGGAAAGGCCGGCAGCGCUGCGGUCCGCACGGGGGCUGGGAAGCGCAGGGAGAGCCGCGGGGGACGCGUCCUCCGCUGUCCUGGGGGCCGAGGGUGGGGGUGGCGGUCCCCACGGCCGACUCCCCGUGCACAGUGUCGACGUUUUGACUCUUUACAGUAAUGCACUUCUUGGCGAUUUUUUGGUUGACUCAUUGGCUUUUUUAAAAAGUCACAAUGGUAUUUUCAAAGUAUGGAAUGUCACAGUUGUUGAAUAAAGUGGGCUUUCUGGCUGGGGGGGCGUGUGUGUGUGUGUGUGCUCGCGCAUGCACCAACAGGAUUGUUAGUGAGGGGCAGAGAGGCACGGGGUCCACCCCUCAGACAACUGCGUCGCACGUGGGGCUGAGAAAGCGGUGACCACACAGCAUGUCAGUCAGUGAAAGACGGGCUUUCCGUCCGCGUGUGCACAUCUGUGAGACCGGAUGCAGAGGUGACCCUCCCGGGGCCAGAGUCCUCGGCAGGGUCACUCGUCCAUCUCCAGACUGGCGCAGGCCCUCGGGACUGCUUUCACGGUGGCCGGGAGGCACACAUGGGUUCCCCCUUCGUUUCAGGAAACCGCGUGGUCGGAGGCCCGUGUCACACAGGGACUGGGCCAGCGGUGUGCCCGCGUGGCGCCCCACCCGCAGCCCCCUGCACCCCCUGCGGGACCAGAUGACCCCCGUCUUCCCGGAGGCUGGGGUGCAGGCGGUGCUGGCCUCCCCCGCCUGGGGAGGCGGCCCGGCCGAGCACACGCUUCUGACCCGGCGGGGCUCAGCGGCGGGGAUGGGGGACAAUCUGGACACACAAUUUCACAAAACACAGAAAAUUGCUGGAAAACGAGGGCAUGAUUGCCACUGAAGGGAAAUGGUGCAGAUAAAUCUGUGUUAAUGGACAAGCACAGUAGAUGUAAAAUAAAUGCAUU